AUGGCGAGGACUUGGGUCGUGUUUAUGGUGCUUUUCGUCGUCAUCGUGGAUGGCGGAGCUGCACGUCCUGUGGGGAGCGGCUGCGAUCGGAGGACGCCAAGAGAGCGAAAUGAACUGCUAGCUCAUGCGCCAGAUGCGGUGGCAGUAGUACCGAUGGGGACUGGAGGAAAUGGCGUGGGCGAUCAGAAGAACUUCCUGCCGGUCGGUGGCAUCGGGAUGGGCGCCGGAAUGGGCGGCUUUGCUGGCAUGGGCGGUUACCUCGGCGGGGUCAGUGGAGUCGGCGGUGGCUUUGGCAUGGGUGGCGGUUUUGCGGCGGGAGGUGGUGCCGGUGUUGGUGGCAUGGGGGAUGUCGGCACUGGUCCGCUUGGCGGUCUUAACGGCGUUGGUGUCGGCCCUGGUGGAAGUGGUGAUCCUCUUCCUCUUCCUUAG
Molecule: messenger RNA, 429 nt
Organism: Eucalyptus grandis
Lineage: Eukaryota; Viridiplantae; Streptophyta; Magnoliopsida; Myrtales; Myrtaceae
Product: glycine-rich protein 5-like
Exons: 1
Coding region: 1-429 (142 amino acids)
Source: RefSeq, a predicted model, not a curated record